Messenger RNA from Oryzias latipes (Japanese medaka), 6899 nucleotides. RefSeq names its product C2 domain containing 3 centriole elongation regulator (gene c2cd3). Gene Ontology annotation, cellular component: microtubule organizing center; centriole; centriolar satellite. NCBI's taxonomy places the organism in Eukaryota, Metazoa, Chordata, Actinopteri, Beloniformes, Adrianichthyidae. The record is from RefSeq and is a predicted model, not a curated record. Gene Ontology annotation, biological process: protein localization to centrosome; centriole elongation; cilium assembly.
GGCGACAGUUUUUCGCGCUGCAGUUUGCAUGUCUGCAGCUCGUAUGGCGAAUUUAAGUAGUUUUCUAGCUGGUGAGUGUAAUAAAAAUGACCAGUAACGUUGUAGACAGCUUCUUCGGUCAGACUGUCACAUACAGGAUGUUUUUACUACGCUAAGGGAUGAAGAGCAAAAAACUAAAGCCUGUGACACCAAGAAGCAGCAAAAAGAAAGUUUCCAGCGAUGUGUCCCCAUCGACGAGCCUACCCCCCCUUGUUGAGGGCCAGCUGAGAUGCUUCCUGUGUGUGACAAUAAGCCAGAUCAUAUGGACGGUACAAAAGGCUUUCUCUCCCACAUUCAUUCGGUUGCGAUGGUGGGGAGAGUCGUCUGAUGGGACGCACUUUAUCCCGAGAGAUGGAUCUCAGCUUUCACAGAAAAAUAUUAAGACCACCGCUCGUUUCCCUGUACGUUGUGGCCCAAAGCAGUUAACCUCAUAUCUCACAGAUAUGGGUGCUUUAAUGCUGGAAGUCCUGACAAAGUCAGAUCAUUUACCAGUCGCUCGGGCUCAAGUUGCUGGCAUCUCCCGUCUAUCUCUGUCACAACCAAUCAGUGGAUUUUACCCUCUUGUCUCACCGACAUCUGAAAAGCUGGGAGAGUUGCAGGUUUCUCUGAGUCUGGAGCCUCUCAUGGAAGCCUAUGAAAACAGUAGCUCACGACCUACUACCAUCGCCAGCAAUGACGGCCUGCAGCGCAGAUCCACGUCUGCUGGCAGUGGAAAAGAAUCAGCUGGUAGCAGCAGCGGAAACACACCAAGGGGAAAAGACCACCUAUACUUCCACCAUGUCCAGAGCAACAAAGCUGGGACUCUGCAGAAUCAGAUGCCUGCAUUAAACAAACCACACAUCAUUGAAACUGUUGGGAUCUCCUCUAAUCAACAGCCUUCUCAUGAACAAACGAAAACUGACAUCAUCUCAGUCGUUUUAGAGCGUGGAAACAAGCUUAGAAAUGCAAUGGCGAUGUCAGCUCUGAACUGUGAUGUGGACUCGUUCAUAGCUCUCAGUGACAGCCCUCUGCCUUUACUGAACGACAACACUGAAUUGUCAAACAAGUUGUCUCCGUCAACCUCUGCUGCAUUACUUCAGGAUAUCCUGCACAUGGAUUCAGCUCAGAGGCCCACUGAUGAAGCUGCAGAGUGUGGAUUGAGCUGUCCAUCAGACAUAGACAAAAGAGUUGUAGAUCUGCUUCUUGGCAGCUCCAUCACAUCUCCUCUGCCUUUGUUGGAUUUACAAGGCUCCUCUCCUGAAUCUCUAUCCGCCCACAGCAGCGUUUGUGAGGAAAACAAUCCACUGUACGAUCAGAGCCUACUAGAAAAUUUAUUCUACAAAUCUCCUAACUCAGAUACCACACUAGUUGACACUGAGGAGCAGAAUCAUCAUGGAAGAAAUGUAUGUAAAAAUCCCACAAAGCGGCUGGAGCGGUCUGGACCGGAGAACACCAGCAGUCAUCAGUCUUCAGGUGUUGCUGGGAUUCAUCCUUCCCUCAAUAAGGAGUGGUUAUCUCUGCUAAGUUCAGUCCGGCUGGUGAGAGUCUCUGUAGAUUGCUUGACUGUCUCUAGCUCAAGCACCACGCCAAGAAAGAUCCCCCAGAAAGGCAAACCUCGUCCAUUAACCUCCAAGAAAUGCACUUAUUUUGUUGAAUACGUGUUUCCAACAACUUUAGUGUCUAAUCAGUACAACCGCAGUAAAGUAGGGGAUGGAGAAGUAACCAGAGCUGCUUCAAGUAAUGUGAAAGGAGGAGCUGUAAAGUUCCAGCACAUCUCUGUGUUUCCAGUCCACUUCAAUCCAGCGACACUCAAACUUUGGCAGGAAACAAAACUUAGGUUUAGGAUUUAUUCUCGAAUCUACGACCAGAAGAAACCUGUUGCUGUCGGUGAGGCGGUUUAUUCAAUGUGCAGCCUGUUUCAGAGCAGCCAGCUCAGGCACUCUGUUGUUUUGCCAGUGCAGAGCAUAAAGGGAAAUGUAGGAAAACAAGAGAUUUCACAUCUGAAGGUGUCACUUGAACUUGGAAGACACAGCAGUGAUUUCUUGUCAGAGAAGAAGAAAAACCUGGCUUGGACAGACACAUCAACAUCAAACCUUCCUCCCAGCCCUGUUCGAAAAAACGCAUUUAGAUCUCAAAAUAAAGAAGCCAACAGGACGGAGGCUUCAUCACAAUUUUUAGAAGUCUCCAGAUUAAACGAACAGACUCCUCAGAAACCCCCCAAAGAGACCAGCUCUCAUACUGGGAUUCGAACAUCUCCUGUUGAACAGUGGAUGCAGGCAGAGGAGGAGUCCAGGGUCCUGCUGCAUGCUUUACUCCUGGUUCCAGAUGGGAAGAACUUCAGCUGUGGGCCCCUGCAAACUCCAAACUUUUACUUAAACUGUAAGCUGUUCUGGUGUGACGAGACUGCACGCUCAGUCGUCAGCUGGAGUCAGACAAACCCAAGGUUCAACUUUGCUCAGGUGACACCUGUAACCUUAACUAGUAAACUUUUGGAGAGAAUGAAAAACAACGUGAUGGUGAUUGAAGUUUGGCAGAAAGUCGGAGGCUCUGUGGAGGACCAGCUGCUUGGCCUUGUUAAAUUACCUCUGCAUCAGUUUUACAUGUCAUUCAGAAACCCCACAAUCACCCAGCUGCUGCUGCAGGCUCAGUUCCCUGUCUUGGGGGUGGACUGCUACAUGCCCGUCAUCGAUGUGUUCUCCGGCAGAUGUAAAGGAAAUCUCAGGGUUGUUUUGGCAAUGGGUCGCUCAGAACAGAUCGUUUCCCUCCAGAGAGCCAGAGACGAAGAGAACGGCUCUUUGUCUCACCUCACCAGGCCGGUUCAUCUGCUUGACCUGCAGCCACAAUCACACUCAAAGGUAAAAACUCCACAAAUGGGAAUCCUGAGAGAGCAUGUGUUUGUGAUAAGAGUGGAGAAGGUGAGCGGGCUGACGCCUGUGCAGUCCACUGUGUGGGGUGAGGCUGAUUGCUAUAUCCAGUACAGUUUUCCUCAUCAGAAGGCUCUUCCUUCAAAUCUGGACCAAAGUCUCAUUGAAAGCAGUGUAGACCUGCAGCCGUUUCGCACCACCACCACUCUCUGCGUACCAGACCCGGUGUUCAGCCACACAGAGACUCAUGUUCUUUUGGCUCCGGAGACCGUGCCUGUUCAGAAGCUGCUGCUCAGCUCUUUGUCAAGUCAAAGCUUGAACCGUGGAGGAGGAAUCCAGUUUGAAGUGUGGUGCAGAUAUUACUAUCCGAACGUUAGAGAUCAGCUUGUGGCCCGAGGAACGCUGCCGCUCUCUAAACUCUGCGCCAUGGUCACCAUGCAGAAACAGCGUCCCAGCGAGGCUCAGAUGUUCUCCCUGCCUCUGAUUCCCAGGACAGGAGGCUCCUCAGCAUUUCCGUCCCAGUCUCCAGGACUGCUGGAUGUGCGGGUUCAAUACAAGCACAGGCCUCUGAGAUCUGGGGGACACACUGGAAGAGGAGCUGCCUCUCAAAGUGUGACGCUGGUGGUUAAAGUCUACAGAGCAUGCGGUCUGAAAGCUGCAGCCAGGCUGAUAUCAGAACACGAUGAAAGCUUCUCUCACUAUAUCAACGCUGGGAUGAACCCUUUUGUCUCCGUCCAGCUUUCCUUCCUGCCUGAGAGUGAAAAGCAGGGUUCUCGCUCUGCAUCCAGGACCUUCUGUCCUGAGUUUGACCUCCACGUGGAGGCGCCUUGUGAUCUGCUGCUUCAUAUGAGCAGUGGAGAAACCUGCAGCCUGGCGGAACAGCUGGAAGAGGCGACCGCUGUCUUCACUGUCUGGAACAGGGACAACCAUAAAGUGGAUGCUCCUGCUUGCAAAGACGUGAUGUUGGGAACAGCGAAGAUACCGCUGGUGGAUCUAAUCCAUAAAAGAACCGGCAUUUGUGGCUGGUUUGGAUUGUAUCGAACACUUGAAAGGAGUCCUUCUCAGCACCAGAACAUCUUGGUUGGAGGUCUGCAGCUCUCUAUCAGUUUUGCUCACCACUCAGAUAGAGAACGGGUUGUAAAAGCUGCUCAGGGUUUGGGCUGGGAAAUGCCCCACCAUGUUGUGCCGGACGACGAAGAAUCCUGGGAAGAAACAAGACCACUUUCUCUGUCUUUUUUAUUUCCUAAAGCAUGGAUUCCUGUCCAGUGUUUGCUUCUUCCUGGCCUGGACGAGCUGCAGCGCUCCACUUAUUGCUACUUUAGAUACAAGUUCUACGACCAGGAAGCCUUCUGUUCUGAGCUGAAAUACCCGCGUGUCGAGGAGGACGAAGGGGUCCAGGCCACAGUACUGUUUGAAGGAAGCAGAACUGUAGAGCUACAGUUCACUCAGCCUUUACUGUGGUAUCUGCGAGAGGAGAAGCUGGAGGUCCAGAUGUGGGUCACGUUCACAAAAGACAAAAACAGAAGGCCCAGUGACCUGGACCGCCUGGUGGGCUCAGCGUUUGUGGAUCUUUCUUCUCUUGCAAAAAGUCUAAAGGAGAAACAGACGCUUAGUGGAGUGUACCCGCUCUUCAUGCGCUCUGCAGCAGAUUUACAAGGGGCAGCUCUGAGGGUGCAUAUCACACUGGAAGCAGGUUUUCCUCCCGCUGAGGACACCCACAUUGACUCAGAGAGCCAGGAGGAGCUCCUCUUAGAGGAGGAGGCGGAGGUUCCAGACCAAGAGCCCUCCCCAAGGUCUCCCAGAAAGUCACUCGCAGAAAGAGGGCAGAGGAAUAAGUCCUCCACAACAACUCCAGACAUCACGUCUGCACGGCACACAGAAACAAGCAUGGAGGACUCCUUUCCUGUGACUGUAUCUGUGGACCGAGCCAUGCACCUCAACCUGAAGGGUUGUCCACUGGCAGAGAGAUGUGAAGGGACUCCUUGCUGCUGCGUUUCAUACAUCACUGCGGACUCAGCAGAGCCGGUGUCAACAGCUGUUGUAGCCAACGCAGAGAGUCCUGUGUGGGAUCACCAGCAUGAGUGCAGGCUUUCCAAUGAUCUACUGGUUGACCCUCAGCAGUCUCUUGUGUUCAAAGUGUGGCACAAAGGAGAAAUGGAGAGGGUGAUUGGCUUUGUCUCUGUGGACCUGUCCCCUCUGCUCUGUGGCUUCCCAUCGGUGUGUGGCUGGUAUAACAUCACAGACUUCAGCGGUCAGUGUCACGGUCAGCUCAAAGUGUCCAUCACUCCUCUGAGGGGAGUUCAGGAUCUGCGUGGGCAGAGGAGAGCUUUGGAGGAAGAAGCUGCCAAAAACUCACCAACUUUGUUCCAGACUGUUCCUCUGAGCUACCAGACCACAGCUGUGUACAGCAGCUUUCCGUCACAUAUCAGCCGAUACCCAGAGCAGAAGAUUUCUUCCCCCAAACACAUUGACCGUCUGUUCUCUGAUAGAGUCAGUGAGAGUGAUCGCCAUCAUGAGCACAUGGACAAGGUGCGCCUGUAUCAUCAGAGUCUGCAGGAACAAACGGCCUCUCAGUCUGUUUGCAGCAGCCUGGCCAGUGACCCAAAUCCCUCCAGCUCACUCCUAUUCUCCACUCUGAGGAAAAAGCUGAGUGAGCUGGACAACAUCCAGAGAUACUUCAGCCGUAAGCUCUCCACUCCGACGUUCCCACCUAUGGCCGAAGAGGAAGGUGUGGCCCAACCGGAGGAGCCAAUAGACAUGGAAGGUGGCUCAAGUCAGCUUCUUCUCAAGUCCAACCAGUUGCUUGGAGAAGUCAGCAGCAUCAUCAGUGGUCUUGGUGGACGCCACUUGGAAGCCGUGGAUUCCAACGCACAAAGCCACUCAGACAGUUUGGCUGUGGAAGGUUUAGGCCCUUCAGUGCUCUCUGAAAGCAUCAGCAAUCCACAGAGGAUCAUUGAGGAUCCACUGGACAUGAUGUCUCCUACACAGUCACUGCCUGCAGAAAUGUCUGAAGACAACACCGACUCAGAUCCUGAGGAAGACGGACGAAACACUGAGCUUAGCAAGUCCGAGGAGGAGCAUGAAGAGGAGGCGGGGUUCGAGCACAUUGAGGAAGUUGAUGAUGGCGAGGAUGAAGAGAAAGAUGAAGAUUUUCAGGAGUUCGUGGUGAAGCAAAGACCGCUCAAUGAAGUGACCUCAGUAACAGACAAAACCAGUCCUUGGACCAGCAUCCUGUCAGACCUAGACCUGGUUUCUGUACAGAGCUGUGAGACACCGCAGAGGUCGGAUCUCAGUGAGGAUGAAGACAAACAAAGUGAAGCAGCAGCUCCGGUCUCCGGUGGGAAGCAGGAGGGCGACCGCUCUGCAGACCCCUCAGAGGGGGAGCAUGAGAAGUCACCAGCAGUUGUAAAUGAGGCCCAAACAGAGGAACCAAAGAUAGACUCUUCACCCCACACAUCUGCUCAGAAACCUUCUGACGCUCCACAGCGGGAUGAUUCACCACUUCAACCAAGCUUCAUCCCAUUGGAGGUCCCAAAUUUUUUCCUCCCCUCUCACCAGCUGGAGGCAUCGCUCAGAACCAUCCAGUUAGCUCCCACCUUUUCUCAGCCGUCCAUCUGCCAAGAGCGGAGCGCAGCAGCUCGCCGCAGAGGUCCACGCCAGCGCCCCGACAUGUCACCUUCAUCCAUGAAGAAGGAGACGGAGAGGAUAGCUAAAAUAUUUGCAGCUCACUUUGAGACUUAAGUAGCUCUGUUCCCAGUUUCUGUUUAACUAGUGGGAGUCCAGGACAUAAUCAUGUACAGUUAAUGUAAUUUAUGUAAAUAAAUAGACAGUUUUCUUUACUGGGAAUAAAAUAUCAAUUCUGUUUACAAUAAAAUGCCAUUACUGACAAAGGUGAAGAGUGUAACUUAGGUUGGAAAAUGAUAAAUACAGAUAGAGCGUUAAGGGCCAUCUCCUUAAAUUGUUGACUAUUAAUCUUUAUGUAAAGUGUGACUAAAAUAAAGUUGGAUCUGCUUGAAA